Rhodamnia argentea is the source of this 2634-nucleotide messenger RNA. Its product is annotated as protein NRT1/ PTR FAMILY 2.8-like. The transcript is spliced from 3 exons. Gene Ontology annotation, molecular function: transmembrane transporter activity. Bases 417 to 2186 code for a protein of 589 amino acids. Gene Ontology annotation, cellular component: plasma membrane. Lineage: Eukaryota; Viridiplantae; Streptophyta; Magnoliopsida; Myrtales; Myrtaceae. The record is from RefSeq and is a predicted model, not a curated record. Gene Ontology annotation, biological process: transmembrane transport.
CAGAGCAUGUCAUGGGAUGUUGUCUAUCCUCAAGUUUUAUUAUGUAAAUCUGCUGUGGAGUGGUUUGAGAGCUUUCAAAAUGAACCCAGGUCAUUCUUGGGUGCUCCCUUUUUCCUAUUUUCAGCCGUUUAGUCAUUCAUAGGACAACCCAAUCAACGCAUUUGGAACGACAGGUAAUCAAUCGUAGAAUGGUCAAUGCUCUUCUAUGGGAGGGCUCGUUUUAGCUAUUUUCUUUUUUCUUACUAAUAUACUUCCUCGAGUUUGCUUGGACAUUUGCUGUUGCCACCUAUAUUUGAGGGAAGAUGCUACGGGUAACAACGUUGACACGACAGUAAACCCAGAAAGGAAAACCUUCAAAUUCUGAUGAAGUAAUAGAAGAACAGUGAGAGGAGGAAGAGAGACGAAAGACGGAAGGCAUGGAGGGGGACAAAGAAACAGAGAUGGAUAAACAUGAUAUGGAGAAUGCAAUUCAUCCCCAAUCAUCAGAACCUGAAACCCCUCCACCUUUCCUCGCCCAAAAGGCCCAAAGACCGAAAGGAGGGUGGAGAUCCGUAUUUUACAUUCUGGGGAAUGAGUCUUUUGAAAGGCUGGCUUCGAUGAGCUUGAUAAUGAACCUGCCGGUGUAUCUGAAGCUUAAGUACAACUUGUAUGGAGUGUUCUUGAUCAAUGUGGUCAGCAUAUGGUCUGGUAGCUGCAACAUAUUGCCUCUGGUUGGUGCUUUUGUUGCUGAGAAGUAUCUGGGCCGAUUCCGGACUCUCCUGCUUGGCUGCACGGCUUCUUUCCUGGGAAUGGGGAUGAUGACAUUAACUGCAUCUAUACCUCAACUGAGACCCUCCCCUUGUAACUCUCAAAGCGAUUGCCAACAGCCAGAUUUCGGUGACCUGACCUUCCUAUUUGCUGCUCUUGGAUUGGUUGCCAUUGGUGCCGGAGCCAUCAGACCUUGCUGCAUUGCUUUUGGAGCCGAUCAGUUCCAAGACAUCACGGAAAAGGGAAGAAAGCGGAUGCAAAGCUUCUACAACUGGUGGUACUUGUCAUUCACGGCCACACUGAUUAUAGCACUCGUGGGCGUCAUCUAUGUCCAAAGCAAGGUCAGUUGGGUUGUAGGUCUCGCCAUACCUACCACUUGCCUCGCACUUUCUGUGUUCAUAUUCUUGCUAGGCCGCAAAACGUAUAUCAGGAUUGAGCCUCAAGGAAGUGUCUACUCCAACAUGGCCAAAGUGAUUGUGGCGGCUCUUGGUAAGGGUCAUUUAGCUCGUGGAGAUGAGAACAGGAUGCCCUUUUAUGAUCCUCCUCUCGAUGAGUCGGUGCCACAGGUCAAGAAGCUUGCUCACACAGAUAGGUUUAGGUGUCUUGAUAGGGCUGCAAUGAUUGCUGAUCCUGGUGAGUUGAACGAUCAAGGAAUAGCCAAGAACCGUUGGAGAUUAUGUAGCUUACAACAAGUGGAACUAUUAAAGUCUUUGGUGGCCAUUGCACCUGUAUGGGUGUCGGCAAUUCUCUGUUUCCUAGCCAUGGACCAACAAAGUGUAAAUGGGAUACUUCAGGUGUUUCAAAUGGACCAAUCAAUGGGACCUCAUUUUCAGAUCCCGCCAAGCUGGUUGCCCCUGUGGUCCAUGAUUGUUCUCUCGGCCUGGAUCCUCAUCUACGAGUUUGUGUUGCCGAGGGCUUCGCUCAGAUUCUCCAGUAAACAAUGGAAAAGGCUGACCAUAGGACAGAGAAUCAACAUAGGCAUUGUAAUGGCGAUUCUCUGCAUGAUAAUAGCUGGGGUUGUCGAGGGGAAGCGGCGAUCUUUGGCUUUGCAAAAUGGAUCUUUUGUUUCGCCAAUAAGUGUUGGAUACCUCUUGCCACAAUUUGCCUUGUCGGGAUUGAUAGAAGCUUUCGCGGCUAUAGCAGUGAUGGAAUUGCUCACGUCCCAUGUGCCAGAGACUUUGAGGACUGUAGGCGGGGCGAUUUUCUUUCUCUCAUUGUCGGUUGCAAGCUAUCUGACAUCUGCUAUUGUGAGUGCCAUCCAUGGCCUGACCGGAAUGAAUGGGAAGAUGCCAUGGGUAGGCGGUCGAGACCUUAACGAGGGUAGGCUUGACUACUAUUACUAUGUCAUUGCUGGCCUAGGUGUUGUGAACCUGGCAUAUUUCAAUCUCUUUGCCAAGAAGUUUUUGGCUGGAGUUGGUUUUGGUGGAGAGGUAGUGUAGUUCGAUAGUCCUCGAAGUCUGUCUCUGUAAAUGGGGAAAUGGAGCUUGCCCUUGGCAAUGGAUCAGUUCCCUCCAUAUCUCCUUGCACAUCUCUUUUGCUUAAUAAAGUUUUAACUUUUUUCUUGAGAAAUGAACAGUAAAGAAAACUGCGUUUCGCUCUGGUUUUUUUUUGCUUGCUUUUUGAGUGGUGGUACCGUGUAUCCUUUCCAUGCUCUGACUUAAAUCUUUAAGGGCGUACUUAAAAGAUAACAGUAGAAGCAAACGAUGACGAAAGUGGGAACAGAUUUGAAGUAACAUGCUGUUAUGGAGAGAUUAACGCCAUUGAUCAGCAACACGUGAAUGUCAGGAGAUGCUGUAAAUCCUCAAAUAUUAUUGGAAGGAAUAUCAAAGGCGAUGGGUCUAAUUCAACGUAUGGUACCGAGUCGCCCGCUAGAAUAAUGCACGAAGA